Molecule: messenger RNA, 664 nt
Organism: Cucurbita pepo subsp. pepo (vegetable marrow)
Lineage: Eukaryota; Viridiplantae; Streptophyta; Magnoliopsida; Cucurbitales; Cucurbitaceae
Product: heat shock factor-binding protein
Biological process (GO): cellular heat acclimation
Cellular component (GO): nucleus; cytosol
Molecular function (GO): transcription corepressor activity
Source: RefSeq, a predicted model, not a curated record
UAAGCAAGCAAGACAGCCAUUCGCCACAUUCUUCUUUCGCAUUCUUCACCCGCUAACCGGACGAUUGGGCAUUGCGAGUUUUAGCAUCAUCUCCCGAUUGUCUCUUGAAGAUCCAGUUUUGCAGUUAUGGAUGGGCAUGACUCUGAAGAUCCGAAGCAAAGCACGGCUGAUAUGACGGUUUUUGUGCAAAAUCUUCUUCAACAAAUGCAAUCUAGGUUCCAAACCAUGUCUGACUCCAUUAUCACAAAGAUCGAUGAGAUGGGGAGCCGCAUAAAUGAAUUGGAGCAGAGCAUCAACGAUCUAAAAUCUGAGAUGGGUGUUGAGGGCUCACCGUCGCCGAUGACUCCUUCAAAGUCGAGUGCAGAUGAAGUGAAGAAAGAUGAAGUCUGCCAUGGAGCCAUGACAGGUAGCUAGAGCUCGAUCGAGGACCCAACUCGGGCCUUUUGUGGUGGUGGCCAAUACUGCAGUGGAGAAGACGAUCAGGAAUGCAGCGAUGAAGCAAAAUGGAAGGAGAACAGAAAGCUUGGCCACCAUUCUUGCUUUAUCUGCUAUUCCUGGUAUGUCUGUACAACCCCCUUGAAUCCUUUAUAUUGAUUUGCAAGCAAGUUGGUUGGAAUUGGUCUUCUGAUUUUUGUUUAUUAUUUAUAUUUGUUUUGUUUUGAUC